GCACAAAAGCUUCAUACGCACGCACGCCGCCCCGAUUCCUUCGCUCGCCCGACCGCCCCUCCGCUGCCGGUCGUCCUCCGCGCCCCUGCCCGCCGGUCGGCCCCCACUCCCCUGCAGGUCCGCCGCCGAGCGAGCCUCCCUCCCGCCCUAUCUUCCGAGCGACCUCGCCCUACUCUGCGUUCUCCUCGCCACGCCGCCGCUCGCCCGACCCCAGCUCGCCGCCGUCCUUGUAGGCGACAACCACCAGCAGCCGGCCCCAAUCUAGGGACGGAGGUUCCUCUCACUCAGAUAAAGAUUGGGCAGCUUGGCCGGGGCAGACCAAACAUGGGGAAUUUCAUCAAUUAGCCCCCGCAAUCGCAAUCGCAGUGUCACUCGCUACUCAGACACGGCCGGCGGAGACAAACCGUAGAUGGUGCCGGAGGACAGUGCGCAACAGGCAGCGGCUGCCGCUGCGGAGCCCCCUGCAGUGUCGGAGGUGGACUCGUUCCGGCGCCAGGUCGAUGACCUCGCCUCCAAGACCGAUGUGCUGGAGAAGAGAGUGAACGAUGUGGUAGGGUUCUAUGACGGUAAGAAGCAUGGCAGUGGAGGGCGCAGGGCCAGCGGUAGCAGCAGGUAUGCGGUGAAUGGUGCAAGGGACAGCCACUGCAAAGGGAUGCCUGACCUCAUGCGCCAGCUUGCCGGUAUCAUUCGCCAGAUAACGUCUCAUGAAUGGUCAGCGCCAUUUCUGCAACCGGUAGAUGUUGUAGGCCUACAACUUGAUGACUAUCACAAGAUUAUAACAAAACCUAUGGAUUUCUCGACCAUCCAAAACAAAAUGGAAGGGAAGGAUGGUACCAAGUAUAAAAGUGUUCGAGAAAUAUAUUCUGAUGUUAGAUUAAUUUUUAACAAUGCAAUGACAUAUAAUGAUGAACAUCACGAUGUUCACAUAAUGGCCAAGUUAUUACUAGACAAAUUUGAGGAGAAAUGGCUCCAGCUUCUUCCUAAAGUUGAGAACGAGGAAAGGAAACAUGUGGAACCAAAUGAUGCUCCAACCACAGACACUUCUCCGGAAGAUGCUAUUGCAAAAUUAGCAAAAGAUACUGAUGAUGAGCUGAAUGAGAUUAAUAGGCAGCUGGAGGAGCUACGGAACAUGGUGGUUCAGAGAUGCAAGAAAAUGACCACAGACGAGAAGAGAAAACUUGGUGCAGGUCUUUGCCACCUGACUCCGGAAGAUCUUAGCAAGGCGCUGGAGCUGGUCGCACAAGACAAUCCUGACUUCCAAACUACAGCAGAAGAAGUGCACCUUGACAUGGAUGCUCAGAGCGAGACUACCCUCUGGAGGUUGAAGUUCUUUGUGAGGGAAGCUUUGGAACGACAGGCCAACACAGCCGCAGCCCCUGGCAAGACCGACGAAAACGCGAAGAGGAAGCGCGACAUCUACAACGCUCUAGCCAAGACCGCCUCGAAACGGAUCAGGAGAUAGCCUUGGCGCAUGGGCGUUUCUGAUGGGUUCAGGAUGUUUCUUUGGGAAGUAGCUGUCACGGGACAAUUUCCCCCCUUGUGUGGAAGGCAUGUGUACCAGUCACCAGUGUAUAUAUGAACAUGAAUCCGCACCAAGCAGUUACACCCUGUCUAAUGUGUAGCAUUGUUAUUGUCACCUAUGUUAAAUGUAAAGCAAUGUUAACAAGAAUAAUUCCUUGAAAGAAGAUGCCAUUAAACA
Molecule: messenger RNA, 1699 nt
Organism: Hordeum vulgare subsp. vulgare (domesticated barley)
Lineage: Eukaryota; Viridiplantae; Streptophyta; Magnoliopsida; Poales; Poaceae
Product: transcription factor GTE1-like
Exons: 9
Coding region: 410-1462 (350 amino acids)
Molecular function (GO): protein binding
Source: RefSeq, a predicted model, not a curated record